AUGGCCCAGCAUGUCCAUCUGCCACCCUGCCAUCACCAUGUGUCCACCGGGCCCACCUCGGCAUCUCCAGACCCCCCAUGCCAUCGUCCCAGUGGGAACCAGACUUCACCUCCCCCACUGUACCGUCUCACCUCUCCCUCCACAGAAGCACUUCUGCGGGACCGGCCACCAUCACCCAGCGCGUUUCUAUUGGUUUGGGGGGUUUGGUUUACACUUUGUCGUGGGCACAGGACACAGGAAAAUCAGCCGUGUUCACGGCUGGGCAGGAGAAUGCUGGUCAAUUCUUUCAAAGCUUUCAAACUCAACAAAAUAUGA
Messenger RNA from Knipowitschia caucasica, 315 nucleotides. The record is from the annotation of a GenBank genome assembly. NCBI's taxonomy places the organism in Eukaryota, Metazoa, Chordata, Actinopteri, Gobiiformes, Gobiidae.